This is a messenger RNA of Cyprinus carpio (common carp), 2093 nucleotides long. Its product is annotated as potassium channel subfamily K member 1-like. The coding region runs from base 511 to 1407 and encodes 298 amino acids. Gene Ontology annotation, biological process: stabilization of membrane potential; potassium ion transmembrane transport. Gene Ontology annotation, cellular component: membrane. Lineage: Eukaryota; Metazoa; Chordata; Actinopteri; Cypriniformes; Cyprinidae. Gene Ontology annotation, molecular function: potassium ion leak channel activity. The record is from RefSeq and is a predicted model, not a curated record. The transcript is spliced from 4 exons.
UUUCACUGAACACAUAAGAAGUUAACCGCCUGUACAAUGAAAGAAAAUAGUGAUGCACUUGGUGCGUCCUUCAUGCCACUGAUGCCUCCAUGAAGUACCAAAUUCGAUUAAGCACAAAAGUGAAUAAGCGAGAGAUGGUGGGAACUUCAAUUUCAGUCAGCUAUCGUAUGGCUCCAGAAGACAGAAGAACAUAACGCAUGACUAAUUCUGUUUUAAUUUCAUGAUGCUUACUGUUCUUUGUGGAGCUUGCACUGUUUGUAUCUUUCCAUACAUUCUACAGAAUUUCUUAAUUUUUGUUCCAUAGAAAUUCUCAUGGGUUGGAGCAGAAUUUUAAACAAUACCAUUAAGAUACAAAGUUCUGCUCUGAUGACAACUGGACUAAAGUCGGUUAGUGAGCUUGUUGAGGCAGCUUCAUAAUUUGGAAAGUGUGGUUUAGGCUCAGCUUUAGCAGACAGGUGAAGGCCGAUGCUGUCGCAGAUGUCUGCGGACCUGUUGCAUUAAACUUUCAGCAUGCUGUUGAACUCUCCAUGUCAAAACCCAGAUAACCCGUGUGUUGAGGAGAGCAGUUUGGAUCGUUUGUUAAUGAACUUGCUUUCUGCGAGUAAACGCGGCGUGGCCGCACUGGAGUCCGCCAGCGAUAAAUGCAACUUCGACUUUACGUCGUCGCUGUUUUUCGUUAUUGCCUUCCUCACGACCACAGGUUAUGGCUCCACUGUGCCUCUUUCGGAUGAGGGCCGUGUGUUCUGUGUUGUUUACUGUCUUGUGGGCAUCCCCUUCACCCUGCUGCUGCUGUCCAGCCUCACUCAUGCCCUCCUGCCCUGGGUAACACACACCCCUAUUCACAACCUUCAAGUCUUCUGGGGACUGUCUCGCAACCAUGCUGCGUUGCUGCACUGCAGCGUGCUGGCCUUUUGCACAGCGACAUUGUUCUUUCUUCUGCCUGCUGGUGCCCUCUGCCUGCUGGAGAAUGACUGGAAUUACCUGGAGUCACUGUAUUUUUGUUUUAUCUCACUUAGCACCACAGGACUUGUUGACUACCUGCCUGGGAGGACGCAAAGCCGAGCAGCACGUCAGGGGCUGGAGUUUGCAACCUCCUGUUACCUGAUGCUUGGACUGAUUGUCUUGCUUGUCGUUAUGGAAAGCUUCUGGGAACUGCAGCAGGUUCAAGCCAUUCUGCGUUUUUUCUCUGGACCGCGGCAGGGUGAGCUGAAGGGGGUGGGUUUGGAUGAGCUUGUGCUCAGUGGAGACAUGGCAGGUGCAGAGGAGGAACCUCAUUACACCCUACCUAUAUCCACCAUCUCCCCUGCUUUCUCAGACUCACCUGCAACUCCAACAACAGAGCUGCCACCGAUCUUUGGCCUGCCACCCAUUGCAGCCACCAAGGAAAAUGUUCCCCCUUCACUAUGACCAAACCCCACUCCAGAUCUGUGCCAGUCCACUUCCACUACAUAACUGAUACAGUGGAACUGGACAUAGUAAGAAUAAAUAAUAUCCAAGAAUGAAGCUGGCAACCACUAGGUGGCGAUAUCGGUUCAUUUUCUUCAGUACUCCUUGGCUUGUACAGUCAAUACAAAACUCUAUUCAUUCAUUCAUUCAUUCAUUCAUUCAUUCUUUCUUUCUUUCUUUUGAACUUAUUGGAUUAAGCAUAUCUUUUUUUAUUUUAAGUAUAUAAUCAACUUACUAAAUGCAUGAUAUAGUUGUAGUUUAUAUUUUAGAUUUAUUGUAAUAUAAUUACAGUUUUUUUCAUUCAUUUUCAUUUAUUUAUCAUAUUAAAUGUAUAUAUUUUUAUAUUCAAUAUUAAACUACACUGAUAAUUGAUUUGAUUUAUUUAAAACUGAUUUGGUUUUUAAAACUACCAGCAUAUCAUGCAGUGAGUGGAAUUCUGCCACAUUAAUUUAUAAUCUGUUUUAUAAAUCAUUUACAUUUAUAAUACAGAUUAUAUAAAUCUGAAAAUAUUUUAAGAUCAUGAAUAUAUUAUUUAUUAAAAAAGAACAAUAUUGUCAAAUACACAAGAAGUCAAUGUUUGGACAAUGUUUGGAUAUAUACAGUAGUCAACAUUUUAAGUGGAUCAAAAAAGUUCAUCAGAGUUAUGA